CUGGCUGCGCGGCCGCUUUGCCCUUCGCUUUGCCCGCCGAGGUUCCGCGGACAGCCGGUCCCGCUGCUGCCUUCGCUGCCCCGCGAGUCUGGCAAGCCACGGCCCGGCUCCCAACGCUGCCGCCGCCGCCCGCUCAGCUUUUCAACCCGCAGCCCUGCGCCCUGAAGUCAGGUGCCUCCGCUUCGGUUGCUUGCUUUCCACCGGUUGGAUUCCAUCAUCCCCGGGGCAGCUGGCUGGGGUUCACACGCAACCCGCGUACCCAGCCUGCCAGAAAAUGUCUGAGUCAAUUUGGUUGCAGAGAACAGCAGGAAAUUAGACUAAGGACCGGUGUGCCUCUGGUUGUCUCCUCUGCUUCUGCUCUUCAAAUCAGAACUGCUGAGUGUUUCAAGUAACAAGACGAUGACUCUGUGGCCUUGGUCUCAUGACCAUUAACAGGCUUCCAGAAAGAGCCUUAGAGAUGCUGUGAAACUCAGCUUCGAGUCUCUGCGAAACAUUUGCGCGUGGUCUUGCUGUACCAAGACUUCAGGGAAACUCUCAGCAAGGCACCAUGUUCCAUGAGGUGACUCUGUGGUUGCUGGUGGGCAUCCGAAUCUCUGCAAUAGCUGGAGGGGGCCCCGGAGGAGGUUAUGGGCAGAUGAAAUACAUGCAACCGGUGGUGAAAGGGCCCCUCGGCCCUCCGUUCCGAGAAGGUAAAGGCCAGUACGUAGAUAUGCUUCCACUGCUGCCGAUGGACCUCAAGGGGGAACCUGGACCACCGGGAAAGCCGGGCCCGAGAGGACCACCUGGGCCACCAGGCUAUCCUGGGAAACCGGGCACCGGGAAACCAGGACUUCAUGGGCAACCUGGACCUGCUGGGCCCCCUGGCUUUUCCGGCAUCGGCAAACCUGGUCUUCCAGGACUUCCGGGAAAGGCUGGCAUGAAGGGGAUGCCAGGGCCGGCAGGGGAGAUCGGCCCACGAGGAGACCAAGGACUGCGGGGCUGGCCAGGGCCACCGGGAUUGCCUGGGCCUGCUGGACUCUCUGUGAAUGGAAAACCAGGCCCAAACGGGGGCCCGGGGCUCCCUGGAUUCCGGGGAGAACCUGGGCCCAAAGGAGAACCCGGCCCGCGAGGCGAGCGUGGAGCAAAGGGCGAGAAUGGUGUGGGGAAGCCCGGACUGAUGGGCCCCCGAGGUAAUGGGGGACUGCCUGGCCCUGCAGGACCUCCAGGACCUUCUGGCCUUGGGAAACCUGGCCUGGAUGGGUUGCCUGGGGCUCCGGGGAGCAAAGGGGACUUGGGGCUUCCGGGUGAGCCAGGGCUCAGUGGACAACCUGGGCCUAUGGGCCCUCGUGGUCCUCCAGGUCUGGAUGGCACUGGACUGCCUGGCAUAGCUGGCAUGCCGGGUCUGCCAGGCCAUUUGGGGCCUAAGGGCGAACCUGGCCUGCGUGGUCUUCCAGGGCUGCCUGGCGCUAUAGGGUAUGGGAAACCAGGGCUCCCUGGCUUAAAGGGGGACCGUGGGCAACCGGGAGUGCCAGGAAUAAUUGGUGACAAAGGGGAGCCCGGGAUGGAUGGAGAGCCAGGGGAGAUGGGGCCCCAUGGCCUGGCUGGGGUCCCUGGCCCUCAGGGCAUCAUGGGUUUGCCGGGCAAGCAUGGGCUCCCCGGCCCAAAAGGUGAAGUAGGGCCAAGUGGGCCUAUAGGACCCCCAGGUCUGCGGGGAGACCAGGGGCCCAAUGGUUUUGUGGGCAAGCCGGGGAUUCCUGGGGAGAGAGGGCUCCCUGGUGCCACAGGGAUGCCUGGCCCAAUGGGUCCCAAGGGGGAAGGUGGCUUCAUGGGGCUUCCUGGGGCCCCAGGCUCUUCUGGACCCCAUGGGACCAAGGGAGACUCUGGGAUCCCAGGCCAACCAGGCCUCAGAGGCCCUUCAGGAAUACCAGGUUUACAAGGCCCCUCGGGUCCCAUGGGCCCCCAAGGUUUGACAGGCUUGAAAGGUGAACCUGGGCCCCCGGGGGCCCCUGGAAUCAGCAGAGUUGGAGAGCCAGGCAUGAUAGGUCCUGCUGGCCCUCCAGGGGUUCCUGGCAAUCCUGGAAUCAUUGGGCUCCCGGGACCCCCAGGACCGCCUGGGGCCCCAGGAAUAUCGCCUGUCAAAGAUUUUCAGGGCCACCAUUUGCCCGACGGAAAUGUUGAUGGAGCAGUGUUGGGGAACGGCAAGUCCGGGAAACCCCAGUUUGGCCGAGGGGAACUCUCUGCCCAAAUGUUGCCAGCUUUCACCGCUAUCCUGAGCUCGCCCUUCCCAGCCUCAGGAAUGCCCGUAAAAUUUGACAGGACUUUGUACAAUGGGCAGAAUGGCUAUAACCCAGGAACAGGCAUCUUCACUUGCCCUAUUUCUGGCAUCUAUUACUUCGCCUAUCACGUCCAUGUGAAAGGAACCAACGUCUGGGUGGCCCUUUACAAAAACAACGUGCCGGCCACCUACACUUACGAUGAGUACAAGAAAGGCUAUUUAGACCAAGCGUCGGGCAGCGCCGUGCUUGAACUCAAGGAAAACGACCAAGUCUGGAUCCAGAUGCCGUCAGACCAAGCCAACGGUCUGUACUCCACCGAAUACAUCCAUUCUUCUUUUUCCGGAUUCCUUCUCUGCCCCACAUAACGGCUGUUGGGAGUUGCUCUUUUCUCCCCUUGAGUCAUAAACUUGUCUUUUUUUGAAAAACAAAAACAAAAAAAAUAUAGGAAAGUCACUGGGAAGGAUGGUGCGAGCCACGAUCGCUUUGACCCAGCCAAGGAGAGCAUCCGGGAAAGAGAACCGUUGUUGCUGGACCGCCUGGGGAUUCGGAAUUUGAUUUAUCCUUAUGGCGGCAUGGCCUGGCAAGCCCACAGAUGCUGCCCGUCACUUCUUUGGGGCCCUUGAAAGUCCGAAAGGGUUGGGGAAACCGUGCCAACAAAAGUCACUUUUAACAUAGUGGUUUUUUUUUCUUCUUUUUAAAUCAGCUUAAGGCACCACCUUCCUUUGUUUAGCUCUUUUAAAAUGUGAUUUCGGUCGACGCCUGAGGCACAACGAAGACCCAGAAGGGUGAAUUAUGAAAUUGUGAAAUGCUUUGCUUUAAGCAUCUUUUACGCAAGGCUCUGUGUAUUUUUAAAGCAUCCAGUUUGGUGUUUAUGGGAAAAGGGAUGACAAAGAAACUCUUUUAUUUCAAAGCCAUACAGAGAUUUCUAAAAUCAACUGGAAAAAGCCAGACACCGUAAAUUAUGCGUUUAAUAGCCCAGGGUUAUAUAAACCAGUCAAAUGCCCAUCAGGUGCAAGGCAGUAGUUUAAAUAAGUAAAUAUACUUCUAUGAAUAUCUGAGUAUUAAAGCACUGCAGAUAUUGCUAAUUUUAUAUAUAUAUAUAUAUAUGUAUAUGUAUGUAUAUGUAUAUAUAUAUAUAAAAGACUGAAUUGUGUUAAGUUCAAACACUUUGUUACCGUAUUUCCUCAGGAUCUGCAGACUGUUGACGAAGGUGGCCGUACCAAACUCCAUACAAUAUUUGAUAUCUUUUCUUUAAAUAAAAUUCUUGAUUUCACUUCAGUGUAAUUUCCACAAUGGUGCUAAGUAAUAUUUUCCUAAUAUUAGCUCCUUUAAAAGACAUUUUGAGUAGUGCAAUAUCCUUUUUUAAAAAAAGAAAAAAUUUGCAAAAUUUUUGGGGUUUUGCAGCGUUGUUUUUUUUAAAAGUAGCCAUCUGUACCCCUUAAAUACAUCCGAAGAAUGUAUUUAAAUACAUCCGAAGAAAUAAUAGCACAUGAAAAUACGCUAAGGAUUCCUUUCUGCAUAAAUGGUGGAGAACAUAGAUGGAUUUAAUUAACUAUUAUUUUUAUAGAUCCUGAAAUGGCCAGAGCAGCUUAGUGUGUUUUUCAAAUUUAUUGUAAACACACACACACACACACACACAUAUAUAUUUAUAUAUAUAUAUACAUAUAUAUACAUAUAUAUACAUAUAUAUACAUACACACACACACACACACACACACACACACUUAAACAACUCGACUGGAACAAUAAUUGCAAUCAACGCUGAGUUUGUUGACGAACAUUCUAGAUUGGCACGAGUGAAAAAACACCACACCUUGCACUGUAAAAAGAGCAGCAAAAGAAAACUGCUGGGGGAUGAAAUAUUUGGGUCAUCUGCUAUUACAAAUAUUCUACCAACUGCCUUUUUUCCCCCUUCCAUCCUUUUAAAAAAAAGUGAUCUGAAUUGUCUGAUUUAGGUACAACAAAAGAACAGGCUAAUGAUUCUAAUUCCAUCUGGUUGUUUUCUAAAUUCCUGAAGAUGACAAUAAUCCUAAUGGCACACACUACUUGCAAAAUAACUUCUUUAUUUUCACCUUGGUUUCCCUCAGGCUAAAAAAAUUAAAGGAGCCAUGAUGGGUGGGCCCAUUUUCUGUGUGCCUAAUACUCAAAAGGCCAGUUUUAGAGGCUUAUGUUCUUGUUUCAAGUGUAUUUUCCUGUGGAGAAGAGCCUUUCGGUCCUACUCAUGACACCCUUCGUUCAGAAAAAAUAUCUUACCGUUUAGCAAAAUCUGAAGUGGGAGAAAAAAAAUGAAGUAUUCUAAGAGCAGAAGAGAAUAACAUAAAUCCAGGUUUUUGCUCUAGGUGCCCAGAGCAUCAUUUAUUUGUAGCAUGCUCUACUGCACACAAAGUCUUUUCUUCUUCUUUUCUGUGUACACAGGUAGUCCUCAAUUUACGACCAUAAUUGAGCCCAAAAUUUUCUAAUGGUAAGACAGUUGUUAAGUGCCCCUUUUACAAACGGUCAUAAGUCACUUUUUUCACUGCUGUUGUAACUUCGAACAGUCACUAAAUGAAUGGUUGUAAGUCGAGGACUCCCUGCAUGGGUCACUUGUGUGCUGACAAGGCACAAAACAAAGUCAGUAGACAACAUUUACUCCAAUGUCAAAAAACAGGGGAAAGAUUUCCGAAGUUUUACAACCUGAUUAUUUUUUUUCUCAUACAAAGCAUGACCCUUCUGUAUGUUAACGCAUUAUAAACGUCACAAAAAAAGCAGCGGUCGCAUACAGGACGAUGAAGCGUGGGCUGAAGAGGCUAACCAGCAAACCAUCCUUAGCUUAUCUUUGUGGACAUAUACAGCAUCUAAUCUUUUUGUCAGAAAAGAUUGGGGGUUUUGGCGUUUGGGAGGAUUUGUACGAAGUUGAGUUGCAGUCAGCCGAAAACACAGGCCUGGAACGUCCUCAUAUACCAUGGGGAUAUCGGAUAUCCUUAAAAAAAAUUGUGCUAGUAUCUUUGUUUCUACUAUAUAGAGGAUUUUUUUCCCCCGUUUUGUAAAUACUUAUGUUACAUGCACUGUUCAUAGUAAAUUUUGUUUUGAAAUGCACUCUUGUUAUCAGAAACUGGCCUUCACUUCUGAGCUGAAAUUACAGUACUUGAUUGUAUUUGAUCCAACUUCAAUAAAUCUUAUUUUACAGAGAUU
Messenger RNA from Pantherophis guttatus, 5426 nucleotides. RefSeq names its product collagen type VIII alpha 2 chain (gene COL8A2). Gene Ontology annotation, molecular function: protein binding. The record is from RefSeq and is a predicted model, not a curated record. Lineage: Eukaryota; Metazoa; Chordata; Lepidosauria; Squamata; Colubridae.